Messenger RNA from Frankliniella occidentalis (western flower thrips), 1188 nucleotides. It is a transcript of the gene RpLP0, whose product is annotated as 60S acidic ribosomal protein P0. Bases 191 to 1135 code for a protein of 314 amino acids. The transcript is spliced from 7 exons. Gene Ontology annotation, molecular function: large ribosomal subunit rRNA binding; structural constituent of ribosome. The record is from RefSeq and is a predicted model, not a curated record. Gene Ontology annotation, biological process: ribosomal large subunit assembly; ribosome biogenesis; cytoplasmic translation. Lineage: Eukaryota; Metazoa; Arthropoda; Insecta; Thysanoptera; Thripidae. Gene Ontology annotation, cellular component: cytosolic large ribosomal subunit.
CACUUAAAACGAUACUAUUAAAUUACUUCCUCUCAGUUGAAGUUGCAUUAGCCGAACAAACGAAGAACAAGAAGAACAACCGUGCUGCUGCAUCCGCGAUUUAUUUCCUCUGGUUUCCGUUUCUGCCUCAUUCGUGUACCCACUCUAGCCUUGUCCUUAAACACUUAAGGUAUCCCUAUCUCACUUCAAGAUGGGUAGGGAGGAUAAGGCAACAUGGAAGGCAAACUACUUCACCAAGAUCGUCCAACUCUUGGACGACUACCCGAAGUGCUUCAUUGUGGGGGCAGACAAUGUCGGUUCCAAGCAGAUGCAGCAAAUCCGUAUGAGUCUAAGAGGAACAGCUGUUGUGCUCAUGGGAAAGAACACCAUGAUGCGUAAAGCUAUCCGUGGUCAUCUGGAACGCAACCCAGCUCUGGAAAAGCUUUUGGCUCACAUUAAGGGAAACGUUGGCUUUGUCUUCACCCGCGGAGACUUGGUUGAUGUCCGUGACAAGCUGCUUGAAAACAAAGUGAAGGCUCCCGCUCGUGCUGGUGCCAUUGCUCCCUGCCCUGUCAUCAUUCCGGCCCAGAACACCGGUCUUGGUCCUGAGAAGACCUCUUUCUUCCAGGCUCUGUCCAUCCCCACCAAGAUUUCCAAGGGUACCAUUGAAAUUAUCAAUGAUGUUCACAUUCUGAAAGAAGGUGACAAGGUUGGUCCCAGCGAAGCCACACUGCUGAACAUGCUGAACAUCUCUCCCUUCAACUAUGGUUUGAUUGUCGAGAUGGUCUAUGACUCUGGCACCAUUUUCGAGCCCAAGAUCCUUGACAUUAAGCCUGAGGAUCUCCGUGUCAAGUUCAUGGAGGGUGUGAGCCGCCUUGCUGCUGUGUGUCUAUCCAUUGGCUACCCAACUGUCGCUUCGGUGCCUCACUCCGUUGUCAACGGAUUUAAGAACCUGUUGGCAGUGGCUGCUGUCACUGAUGUUGAGUUCAAGGAAGCUACAACUGUCAAGGAGUUCUUGAAGGAUCCUUCCAAGUUCGCUGCAGUUGCAGUUGCUGCCGCACCUGCUGCUGAGUCACCCAAGGCUGCCAAGAAGGAGGAAAAGAAGGAAGAGAGUGAGGAGGAAGAUGACGACAUGGGCUUUGGUCUCUUUGACUAAAUGGAGAAUCUGCAUCUGUUUAUUGCCAGACAAUAAAAUAAUGAAAAAAUACA